Messenger RNA from Aspergillus fischeri NRRL 181, 1881 nucleotides. RefSeq lists its product as uncharacterized. The record is from RefSeq and is a predicted model, not a curated record. NCBI's taxonomy places the organism in Eukaryota, Fungi, Ascomycota, Eurotiomycetes, Eurotiales, Aspergillaceae. The coding region runs from base 1 to 1881 and encodes 626 amino acids. The transcript has a single exon.
AUGAGUGAUAUCGUCCGUCCAAGUAAAGAAACUUACGACAGCGUCUUGCGUGAGAGCUAUAACCUCUGGUCAUCAUAUCUUGAUGCGGAUGAUUCCGGAACCCUCCCGUUUCACUGCAUUGAGCUCAGAAAUAUUCUCUCGCAAACACUGAGCUUUCUCGCGCACGGCAUACGGCCUGCUAACGAAUCCCUUUCGUUCGACUGUGUUGAGAAAGGCACACCACCAGGCCCAUAUGAUCUCUUCGUGAAAGGCAAAUCAAAAUGGGAAACAUCGAACGGACCUUGCGAUCUGGAGCCAAAGAUCACACUGCACCAACUCCUAUUGGCAACUCAGACCCCUCUAAAGGUUGAAUUUGCCGAUCAAACUCCUUUCACGGAAUGGCUGAUUGUCCAGGGCCUACAUGGGCACGACAAAGGCAAUUAUGUCACGGUUUUACUGCUGGCAUGGGCCUAUAUACUAUCUGUUCAGUGGACUGAGCUCCUGAGUCGCUCUUCCGAUCAUCAAUGUACGGUUGAGUAUCAAAUGAACGGAAUGAUUGCAAAAUCGCACGGGAAAUAUGAUGUGGAGGUCGCGAUUGGUGAUGAUAUUGAAGAAAGUGAAGCUCGUUGGUGGAGGGCUGUCUUGGUUGGUGAUAAGGGCUGGAGGAUAACUACAGAUUAUAAGGACAAGACCUUCAUGUCACCAUGGUCUGUAUCGAUCCUAAACGGGACUCUCAGCCAUGCAAGACCGAUUAUGUGCAACAAUAAUCCUGCACCACCCUCAUCGGAAACUGCUCUCAAAUAUUUGGCGAAGUUCUGCGCGCAUCACCGACUAUAUGGCCAAUGUUCGGCUGCUCUGGCCGCGACACUCUACAUCCCAUUACUCAGCAGUAGGUUAGCUACGCUACCAGUGCCGAAGCCAGCCACCACAGCUAUCACUCAGAUUCAAAAUCCGGCGAGCUUUGCUUUUCCUCGGGCCCAACCUUCACACAUGGAACUUGUUGCUGAAUAUAGCAAGUUUCUUUCCGCCUACAUGUCUUUGAGCUCGGACGUUUGGGGUAUGCGAUCUUUGUUGUGCAGCACUUUUUUCAAUGCUGAUAUUGAAUGCAAUUUGGUCAGUGCCUGGCUCAAUCCGGCAUUCGCCGUGAUUGACCCAAUCUUAAGAAAUGGAGACAUGCCUAAGCUUGCCGCCGUUCUUGGCAGGCGACAGCCGCGGUUAGCAACGCUUUGGCUUGGCGCAAUCAUUAUGGGGAUGGCGAAGUCCGAGUUACGAGAUAUUAAGAACGGAUUGACGGCUGUCGAUCUCCACGCAGCUGCGUGGACUGGAACCACACAGUCAUUCAUAACCUUGAACCCUGGGGCAAGUGAUGGUUGGACGAUCCGCCGUGAGGAUGAAUGCCGACUGCUAUUCCUAACUUCCAGCAAUGAACAUGCUCGCGCUCCUACAACCCCGUGGAAACCCUUUGGCGAAUCUCACCUCUGCGACACUGAGCUGGAAGUCCAGAAACAUGCACUAUGCAAUUGCCAUUACUUCAGAUACAACGCUUGGUAUUGGUGUCUCACCAACGGCGAAGAACUACAAGACCCGGGACUUGGCCAGGUUACGUCAGAUGUAACGGAGUUAAAUAUCGAGAAGGCUCGUGGAUCUCCUCCAACUCUGUGUUAUUGUCAUUCUUCUUCACAAUCAUUAUCUGAAGGAGCAACUCGUGGAAUAUUCGAAUGGUUACAGAUGACAGGAUACCCGGCACGUGAGAAGCCUUUAUAUCAACAUCCCUGGAUUGACAUCAAAAGUUCUGAUGAGUCGGAUCUCGACAGCACUGAUUCUAACUGUGGACAAUCUGCAGAUUCCAGCACCAAAUCUAUUCAAAACUGGAUUAAGGCCAUUGACUCCACACCUGAAUGA